AAUUUUGAAGCCCAGCUGGGUCGACCAGUGAGUGAUUCGCUGCCGCGGGAUGGACGUCCGAGUCGCAGAGAAGGAGAACCGGAAGCUCAAGAAGACCCUCAAGCGCAAGACCCCCGGCGUCGAGAUGCCAUCCAUCGACGUGUCCAACCAAGCCUCGUCCCCGCGCAAGCUCCCGGCGCAGACCUCGUGCUUCAUCGCGUCCGACUUCCGCCAUGUGCCCCAGCUCGACUUUGGGUCAAUCGAGAUUGGCCAGACAAGGACGCUACCGCUCGGCUUCCUCAACCCGAGCGACCAUGGCGUCGCCCAUAUCGUCGUCGAGGACGUGCUACCCAAGGCUCUUGGCUCCGAGUUCUACGUCCAUGCGCACGAGGCGAUUGUCGUCCCGAUGCAGUCUUCCGCGACGAUCGACGUGGUGUUUACGCCGACUAAGCCCGGCCGCGUCCACGCCAAGCUCCACGUGCGGCUGAACAAGCGCUUCAAACUCUUUUGUACGCUCACCGCCACCGCUACAGGAACCGCGCUUGCAUCCUCGUCAUCCUCGUCCUCGUCUGCCAAGCGCGCCAAGGUAACAUCGACGUCCUCCUCAUUGGCCGCAUCGUACGCGUCGACGUCGUCGACGAUCUUGCGCAAGGCAGGCAAGCCCGAGACGUCGACGAGCCAGCUCUGGAAGAAGCGGCGCAUUGUCUUUGACGACCAAUGGAUCCCCAAGCAGGAAGAAGGCUUUCAAAAGUGGCUCAACUUUACGCUCCUCGGCGCGCACUUUGCCGAGAUCAAGGACGAGACGCCGCUUACGACCGACCGGUACUACCAGCUGCGGCUGCUCGCGAUCCGCCGCCUCGAGUCCAAGAUCCGACAGGCAGCCCAUGCCGUGUACAACCAUAGCCACACGGACCACGUCCUGUACCGUCUCCAGCGGGAAAUCACGGCCAAGCGGCUCACAAUCCGAGCCGACCGCCCGCUGCAUGUGGACGUCGGUCUGCAGAACGAGCUCAUGACGCUUCUCAACCAUUACCACCCGCUGUGGCUCACGCUUGGACUCGAAGUCGUGCUCGGCCUUCGCAUCGUCGAGUCGCUCGGCGAGCUCAUCCACCCGACCUCGUCAUCGUCGCACAUGCCGCUCUUUCUACGUCGGCUCAUCGCCGAGCGCAUCACGAACGACCCGGUGUUGGCGCUCAAGCACCCGUCGCUGCAUUUGGGCGUCAACCGGUCCGAGGCGUACUUGGCCAAGCUCCGCGUCCAUACGCUUGUCAAGUGCUUCAUGCUCGUCUACUUCCUCGACAAGGCGCAUGCGCAGCGGCACGUCGACCACAUUGCGCUGCCGUGUCUCUUCCGGCCGUCAAGCACCAUCAAGAGCUCCAAGCAGAUUUUGUACGAUUUUUGCCAAAAGUUUCUGAGCCAAGAAGGCAACGUACUCCGCCAUCUUGGCAAUCUCGAGUACACGGUCGCAUACGAGCAAAGCGUCCUUGAAGAGAUGGACAUGCAGGUCGAGAACCUCGCCAUGGACCUCCGCGACGGCGUUCGACUGGUGCGCUUGCUCGAGACGCUCGUGCCCGGGACGGUCUUGAGCCCGCAGCUGCGCUUGCCGGCCGUGUCGCGGCUCCAAAAGGUCCACAACGUCAAGGUCGCGCUGUCGUUUUUGGAAGAGCACUGCCAAUUGCAGCUCAACGCGGUCGAGUCGAGCUGCGCCGUGACCAACUACCAGCCUACGACGAUUGGGCCCAAGGACAUUGUCGACGGCCACCGUGAAAAGACGCUUGCUCUCCUCUGGAAGCUCAUUAGCCAUUUCAAGAUCUCACACGUCGUCGACGUCGCCUUGGUCGCUGCCGAGAUUGACCGCGUCAAGCGCCGGUGGUCGGGUCUCGCCGCGCAAGUCUAUGCAACGAUCCACGACGGCGAUAUCGACGAAAACAACCGGUCGAUUCCCCAGUUGCUGCUCGAGUGGUGCCGCGUCGUGUGUGCCAACUACCACCUCGCGAUCCACAACUUUACGGCGUCGUUUGCCGAUGGGAAAGCGCUCUGCCUCAUGGUGCAUUACUACCAUCCGCGGCUGCUCGAAAAGUCCGACAUGCACUGGACGACAAGCGACCGAAGCGACAAGGACCGCAUUGGCCACGAUGAGUUCGAAGCGCUUUUGUCGCAAGAGCGCGCCAACUUUGCGCUCGUGAACGCCAAAGUCAAGCUCCUCGGCCAAGUUCCCGUCCUCGUGCCCGAGUUUGACUCGAACAAUUUGCCCGAAGAGAAGAUCAUCAUGACGUUCGUCGCGUAUCUGCAUUCGCGGCUCCUUGGCGCGAGCAAAGAGAUCCACGCGGCGUUUACGCUCCAGCAUUGGUGGGUGCCUCGCUUUCGCCGUUUGCGCCGGGCCAAGCGCGACCACGCGGCGCGCGUCAUCCAGCGCUUUUGGUACACGACGUCGCACAACCGGUUUGCGAUCCGCUGUGUGCAGCGCCUCCUUUACUUGGCGCGGAAGCUCCAGGCGUUUGGUCGCAUGGUGGUCUGCCGGUCCCGGUAUCUCCGCCACCGUGCCCAAAUGGCUGCGAGAAGCCCCGUCCGGGUGCCAAUCAUAGCUCGGGAGCUCUCGCCGGUCGUCGUGGCGUCACCUGUUCGUGUGCCGCCGGUGCCUGUCGUCGCAUCGCAGGCCCCUGUUUCGGUGCCACGGUCCACAGUGGUCUAUGCGCCGUUGUCGCCGACGCUGACCGCAGUGCGCGCGCCACGGUCACCGGUCGUCGCAGUGUAUGCACCUCGGCCUCGAUCGCCACCCAUGGCCGUUAUUGCCCCGCCGUCGCCUCCUGUAGCGGUCGUGGCCCCGCCGUCGCCUCCUGUAGCGGUCGUGACCCCGCCGUCGCCGCCCCGCUGGGACGAAGACGAAGCAACGCCAGAAGGUAUCGAGGUGGACAACAACUACGACUUUGAUGCGGCCGCAGCGUGCAUUCAACGGGCCGUCCGCGCGUGGCUCGCCGACAUUCGUGCGUCCCAAGCCGCCUUUCGCCGCGCGAUGGAGCAAGCGCAGAGCGCGGUCCGUCUCCAGCAAUGGUGGCGCGCGUAUCGCCGUGUCUCGUUCACCAAGGCGCUUUGGCACCGAAUGACCUUCCACCUGCGCUCGUUGCGCGACGCGGCGGCCGUGACACUGCAGCGCGCGGUCCGGCGCCGCCAGACGCAAGCGUUCUGGUACGCCCUGGUCUACUACGCGCGUCUCCAGCGUCGCCAAGUGGCCGCGGCGACCCGAAUCCAGCGCUGGCUCCGCACCAAGAGCACGCAGAAGGUGCAGCAUUUAUGGUCGACCAUGGUCGUGCUCUUGCGACAAAAGGAACAAGCAGCGGCGACGCGGCUCCAGCGCUGGUGCCGACGCCGUUUCGAGAUGGCCGCCUUGUACCGGAUCCAGGCGACGUGGUAUGCGCUCGCCAACGCGCUUCUCGAACAGCAGCACGACGCAGCCACGACGCUGCAAUUGUGGUAUCGCAAAGCCAUGCUGCUCCACGUGCGCAAGCAGCGCUGGGUCGAUGUCAUCCUCGCCGCCCAUUACCAGCGCUGCAACCACGCCGCGGUAGUCAUUCAAACGACGUGGCGCCAUGCCAAGCGCCGGGCCAAUGUCGCUGUGUGGCAUAAUCUCGUCAGCCACGUGCUCGAACGCCACCGCCACGAGCUCUGGGACGCCUACACGUCUGCGGCUGCGACGCGGCUCCAGCGCGCCUUUCGACGAUAUCGGGCGGUAUGCGUGCGCUCUCGCUGGACCGCGCUUGCCGUUGCCGCCAAGCAUGCGCAGGAAACGACGUCCGUGGCCGCAGCCGUGCGUCUCCAGACGUGGUGGCGCCACUACGCGCACACGUGGGCCCACAAAAAGUGGUGGCUCGACGCGGUCGCCGUGCUCACGUACCACGACCACGCUGCGCGCGUCAUCCAAGAGGCGUGGUACAAGGCGUGUCGGCGUUCGCAGGUCCGCGACUGGUUUCUCAAUGUCAUUGCAGCCGUCCGGGAGCUCCAAACGACCGACGCCGCCGCAAUCGUUGUCCAGCGCGCUUGGCGCAAGACGGUGUUGCGUGCCGCGUGGCACACCUUGGUCGCCGAUGUCUAUCGUGCCAACCAGGCUGCGCUUCUUGUGCAAACCGCGUGGCGCACGUCGCAGCGCCAGUACCUCGUGCGGGUGUGGUGGACCGACACGAUCACGAGUCUCCGUGCCCAGCGCGGCGCGCGCGAGAGAGAAGCGGCGACGACGCUCCAGGCCAUGUGGCGCGAGUACAAGCGCCGAACGAUCCUCCGUUCGUGGUGGACGCACAUCAUUACACUGCUGUACGAGCAACGCGACGCUAUGGUUGUGCAGAGGCAGCACGAGACCAAGCUAAUGCAGCACCAAGCUGCCAAGACGCUCCAAACGUGGUGGCUGGAGGUUCAGCGCCGGUCGCGCGUCCGGGCCUACUGGACCCAGCUCGUGCUCGUGCUCGAGGAGCAGCGCGACGGUGCCGCGUACACGCUUCAGUCGUGGUGGCGUACGCUGCAGUCCAACCGCCGGCUCAAGACGAUGCAAGAUGAGUGGCACUCGCUCGCUGUGUGUCUCUCGAUCCAGCAACAAGAUGCGCAGAGUCUCUCGGCCACGCGUAUCCAGGACUUUGUGCGGCGCUACCAAAGCCUCCAGUUUCUCAAAAACUGGUGGCUCGGCCUCAUCGAGCACGUCCAGUACCGCGAGUCGGCGGCGCGCAUCAUCCAGGCGUGGUGGGCCCACGCACGCAUGCGCAAGCAGCAGCCCAAGCCGCGCCGGAUCUCGAUGCACCGCGUCCUCCCGAGCGAGGCGAUUCUCAAGCUCCAGGCGUGGUGGCGCGGCACGCUCGUCCGUCGCCAGUACGACCGGCUCUCGCCCGUGACGGCCGUGCGUCAUCGCCUCGACGCGGCCAAGACGUCGGCCAACGUCGUCGCCGCGGCGCUCCGCGAUCAAAAGCCGCUGUUUGUACAAGAAGAGAAGAUCAAGCUACGCCUUCGGCUCAAGCGCGCGCUUGCGAUUCUACACACGUCGCCGCGCCUUCAAGACAUGCUCCACGCGGUGCAUACGCUCGAAAUGUGCACGCGCCUCAGUCGCGAGUGCUGCGUCGAAUGUCUCUUGCAUCAAGUGCCCCGGCUGCUGUACGCAGCGAUCCGCAAGUGCAACCGGAGCCGGCCGCAGCUCGAGCUGCUCCACCAGCUAUUGCAGGUGGUACUGAACCUCUGUUUGCACCAGCAAGGCCGGUUCCACGCGGCCAACAUUGCGAUCGCCGAGGACGUCGAGGGCCACGCAAUGAGCUGCGAGCUCUGGAUCGACCUCAUGCAAAUGCACCGCGACUCGGCCGUGCUCUUUACGCUCAACGCGCGUCUCCUCAAGUACGCGCUCAUGUGUCUCGUGCGCGACAACGUCGAGUUUGACGGCCGCCAGCACACGCUCUUGAGCGAAGCCCACCGCCGGCUCUCGCUGCUCCACGCGCUCUUUGCAAAGCGUGCGCGGACCAAGAGCAUUGUCGACAAGCAGAUAGCGCACAAGAACAAGGAGCUCCCGGGCCAGUUGCACCCGACGCGCGCCAUCUCAAUUUUGCAAACGCUCCUCGCGCUCCUCCCGGCAUCGGCGCAUUAGCUCAGACCACCAACGACUAUCUAUUAGCAAACAGAAUAUGAUCUUUACGUGUCCAAGCAC
This is a messenger RNA of Saprolegnia diclina VS20, 5650 nucleotides long. RefSeq lists its product as hypothetical. The coding region runs from base 50 to 5590 and encodes 1846 amino acids. Gene Ontology annotation, biological process: establishment of meiotic spindle localization; spindle organization; mitotic cell cycle. The transcript has 5 exons. Gene Ontology annotation, cellular component: spindle pole. Lineage: Eukaryota; Oomycota; Saprolegniomycetes; Saprolegniales; Saprolegniaceae. The record is from RefSeq and is a predicted model, not a curated record. Gene Ontology annotation, molecular function: protein binding.